AUGAGCACAGAGGAUGCUGGUAACGGGACCUCUCCCACCCCACCUCUCCUUGGGCUUCUGGUUUCAACCACUCAGCUGGCCCCAGGCAGCACUGCAUCCCCCGAGAUGACAGAGCCACUACCUGUCAUCAUCUCGCUUAUCUGCAUCUUCCUCCUCGUGGCAACUUUCCUCAUCUUUGUCACCCUCUGCAAGCCAGCAGCGCUGGACCAGUCCCUCUCUGGGCCCCACGAGUGCAUGCCCCAUCACCCAGUGGAUGCCAGUGAGCCCCAGCUGAGGCUCUGGAAGCGCCUGGGCUCCCUGCGGCGCUCCAUCAACAGCUUCAGGAGGAGCCAGCCGGUGGCUCAGAGCCAGCUCGCCUGUUCCAGGAUCUUCCCCACCUGCCAGGACUGGGACAUCAUGGAGUCCACCAAAAUGUGA
This is a messenger RNA of Acanthisitta chloris (rifleman), 417 nucleotides long. RefSeq names its product chromosome unknown open reading frame, human C10orf105. Bases 1 to 417 code for a protein of 138 amino acids. NCBI's taxonomy places the organism in Eukaryota, Metazoa, Chordata, Aves, Passeriformes, Acanthisittidae. The transcript has a single exon. The record is from RefSeq and is a predicted model, not a curated record.